Tigriopus californicus is the source of this 1012-nucleotide messenger RNA. RefSeq names its product MTRF1L release factor glutamine methyltransferase-like (gene HemK1). Bases 1 to 996 code for a protein of 331 amino acids. The transcript is spliced from 2 exons. The record is from RefSeq and is a predicted model, not a curated record. Gene Ontology annotation, biological process: protein methylation. Gene Ontology annotation, cellular component: mitochondrion. Gene Ontology annotation, molecular function: protein methyltransferase activity; nucleic acid binding. NCBI's taxonomy places the organism in Eukaryota, Metazoa, Arthropoda, Copepoda, Harpacticoida, Harpacticidae.
AUGUUCGGCUUCUUGAGACUUUCGGGUGUAUCCCGCGUGUUAGUAGCUCAAUCGAGUUUAGUAUUAUCCUCCAGAGGAUCCAGAGGAUUGACUGGAGGUUGCCAAAGUGAGUUAACCGUGUCAGUGGGGGAAAUGGUGGCGCAAUUAGAACGAGAAUUUCAGGCACGAGAAGUGGGCGAACCCGAUCUAUCGGCUUUGUACCUCGUGGGUCAAGCCAUGGGGUGUGCCAAUCCGGAUGGGUUGAGGCAAAGACAUUGGAACCAGACCCUCAACGAGACACAAUUGGCUUGUGUGCAACGCUUCCGUCAGUGUCGAUUAGCUCAUAUGCCAAUUCAAUAUAUCUUGGGUGAGUGGGAUUUCCGGGGACUGACCUUGACCGUUCGACCACCCGUGUUUAUUCCCCGACCGGAAACGGAACAAUUAAUCGAUUUGGUCACACCAUUGGUGCUCUCUGCGGGUGAAUCGGACCGAGUUUUGGAGAUUGGUUGUGGUAGUGGGGCCAUCAGUUUAUCUCUGUUGCACGAGAUUCAGGGGUUAUCUCUGACGGCCGUGGAUCAAAGUCGAGCCGCAUGUGCUUUAACCAUGGAAAAUGCCCUGAAUCUGGGGAUGGACUCGCGAUUAUCUGUGCGGCGGGGUCAAAUCCGACCAGAUGGAAGUCUGGAACACUGGGCAGAGAAUCAGACUUACCAUGUGAUUGUGAGUAACCCGCCUUAUGUGCUCCGGAAAGAUCUCCUGGGUUUGCAGAGAGAAAUCACGCUUUAUGAAGAUCUGAGGGCCCUGGAUGGAGGACGUCAUGGUUUGGAUGUAAUCCUACCAAUCUUGAAGUUUGCCUCUAACCACUUGGUUCAAGGGGGUCACAUUUGCAUGGAAGUAGAUCCCUGCCAUCCCUUGAUACUUCCGGAGGAAAUGGACAAGUGUCCCGACAUCAACCUACGAAUCAAAAGCGUUCACCCCGACCUCUACGGCAAGGAGCGAUUUAUCAUUUUCCAGAAAUAAAGUCACAUCAGCCUUA